Porites evermanni is the source of this 495-nucleotide messenger RNA. The record is from the annotation of a GenBank genome assembly. Lineage: Eukaryota; Metazoa; Cnidaria; Anthozoa; Scleractinia; Poritidae.
AUGAUUAGUCUUACCACUGAGGAAGCUGUGGAAAAAGUGUCAUGCGCAGAGGAAACCCCUGUAUAUUGCCUUUAUUUACUUGACCAAGGCCUUCAACCCAGUCAUCAGGAAGGCCCUAUCCAGCAAUCUCUUGCAGAGGAUUGGAUGCCCCCACAACGGAAGCUUCAAAGGAUGACAGCGUUUUCCAUGAAGGAACCGUCCAGUACGAAGGUGCGGUCUUGCUCCUUCAGCUACUCAGUAGAUGGUGUGUACCUUCACACCAGAAGUGGCGGAAACCUCUUCAACCUUGCACGCCUCCAAGUAAAGACCAAGGUUCGGAAAGUACAGAUAAGCGAAAUGCUAUUUGCCAACGACGCCGUCCUCACCGCACAUACUGAGGGUGCUUUAAAGCGAUUCAUGCAAAUUUGGUCUCAGCAUCAGUCACUUCACUUACCUAGGCUCCACCAUCUCCAGGCUCCACCAUCUCCAGCAACCUAUCCCUACACAGCGAGCUGA